AAACAAAAUGAUGUUUGACAAUGUUUGUCAAAAGUUGAUUUUGUACGAGAUGGGAAAGUACAAAAAAUUGAUUUUGCGAUACCGAAAAACGAUCUGAAAAAACGAAAAUGUUAAUGUCGCCAUGCUUCAUAAAUAACCAUUAACGAUACCUUUUAGGAGAUACUGUUAUUAUAAAUCUUUGUAUUUAAUUUAUAUGCAAGCGGACGCUCAAUGCAUAUUCAGCGUGCACGAGAGAUAUUUCAACUCUCUCGCGUUCACAUAGACAUAGACUAUACAUUGAGCGCGCAUUCAAAUGCUCUGGGGGUUUUGUUAUUGGUUGGUUGAAGCAUGUGUGAGAUUUGGCAACAACAAAAUAUUCAUUUUUCAUAUUGUUUUUAGGGUAGCAAAUGACAUAUUUUGAGGUUUUACAUUGCUUAUACCUGUAUAUAUCAAGUCUAGAGAAAAGUUCUAAAGCUCAUUUUUUAUUUAGAAUGUCCUAAAAACCGCAAAAUACUUUAAACAAAGCGAACAAAUCAAUUUUUGGAAUCGGUUUAAUAACAAUUUUUGGAGCAAUUUUGGGCCUAGUCACAUGCAGAUUCUUUAAGAGGUCCUUGAAUCAGAUUAUGCAAAAAUAGGAAUCGGAAGAGUUUUCCGAGCAGAUGUUCCAAUAUUAUCUGGACUAUUAUCCGAGUUCUGUGACCUGCAUUGGCGCAAGCGUGUGGGGAGGGGCCACUUGUCAACGUCAAGGCUGGUCCGCCAGUCCACGUGACACAUAAGCCACAAAACACUAACCAAAUUCAAGCGGAUAACCAAAUGGAAAUGGUAUUUACCAUUUUGGCUUGGUAUUUACCAAUCCGUUCAAGCGAUUGUAGUUAUCAGUUUGGUUAUAAGAUCCGUGACGUCACGAAUCAGCUGUUAUAUGUCAUAGUUAUCACCGCAAAAUUGUGGUAUUUACCCAACUCAAGAGUAGUUUUAUAUUUCUGGUUAUUAUUUGAAAUGUGACAAGUUGGAAUUUUGCCGGGUAAUGGAUAUUGUUAUUGUACUUCAGCUUCAUUGAGAAAAUUGAUAGAGGCUGACUUCAGUUUUACCAUAAUGUGGAGCACCUUAUUAGUUAUACUCAUUACGGUUGUUGGGGACACUUUAAAUGUAGUUGCUAUGCUUAACAAAGUAUCCUGUGUAGCCAUAAACCACAAAAAUAUGAAAAUAUGGCCAUAUAAACUCACUAGAUAUCCAUCUGUAUACGGUUUUGCUAAUUUCUUUUUCCAUCAUUUCUGCUGAAUCAAUAAAUGUUUUCUUUGACAUGCGGAAAAAUUUAGAGAAUUGAAAGUUAUCAUAGCUACAAAGCCAUGGUUCCAUCAUUAAAAAAAAAAUCUGAAAAAAACAUGUCUCCCAUGAAUAUUAUGAAAGGUUUCUUAUUUAAACUUUCCAUAUACAGUUGUAGACGAAAAAGCACCGAUUAUUAAGUGAUAAUAAAAAUAAUCAGAGAUUAUAUACGCGCUUUUCUAAAAUAAACAACUUGCAACAAAACCGCGGUUAAAACCAAUGCGUUCAAGCGAUUCGAGUAACUGACGUCACCAUCCCGUGUGUCAUCUUGAACCAUAUUAUAACCGCGGUACAUAAUACGGAAAUUUUGGUUAUCCGCUUGGAUUUGAUUACUCUUUCAUCUGCUACUUUGACGUUAAACAUAUGAUUAUUUAAGGGUAUUUAACUUUCAUGUUGCCUCAACUGCUACGUUGGCAAUCCUGGCCGCGCAUGCGCAUGAAAUGCUCAUUUUCUUAAGUUAAGCUAGGUUAAAUCGUGCAUGAACCCACCAUAUUGGUCGGUGAUCAGAGCGAAUCGAAAUGAAUUUUAACGAUCAUUUUAGAUUCAGCCUCAGGAGUAUAGUUUGUAACUUUUAAAUGGACUCAUAGUUAUAGUUCUAGUCAAAUUUCAGUUCAAGUUUUCAAAAUAACUUCGGACAAUAUCGAAGUAGCGAUAAGGGUCAGACCAAUGAUCCAGUGAGAAGUAGCUGAGGGUCUAGUGGUCUAGAGUCUAGACCCUCUCUGGAGGAUAAAAGAAAACUCCAUAUGGGAAACCGAUGAAAUUAGCCGCCACGGAGAGGUUUACAUUCGAACGUUUCAAUGCCACAAUAUUUACAUAUGGUCAAACAUAUCUUUUGGCAAAACACACGAUUUUGGGCAAUAAAACAGAUCCUGGACUUUUCCAAUUAGUAUCUAAUCGGAUAUUCCAACAUGUGGCAGACCAGGUUGAAAAGAGAUACUUGAUUAGCAAGAAGCCGAGUUAUCAGACAGGUUGA
Messenger RNA from Acanthoscelides obtectus, 2275 nucleotides. The record is from the annotation of a GenBank genome assembly. NCBI's taxonomy places the organism in Eukaryota, Metazoa, Arthropoda, Insecta, Coleoptera, Chrysomelidae.